AUACAUUUCCUCUACUGCUAUAUAUUUGAGGUCUCAUCCCUUCUGCCCUAUCCCUAAUACAUGUUCUAGGCAGCCAUGAGUCGGGGAGGUAGCUAUGGCGGUGGGCAGAGUUCAUUGGGAUACCUUUUCGGGUCCGAUGAGCAGCCAAGCGAGCCCCCAGUUUCACCAACGAUUCAACUGCCACCUUAUGGUAUAGAUACCAUUCCAGAGAAGCCUCCAAACCGGCCUCCACCAGCCGAGAAACAAAGCAGCUCCAACAACUAUCAGAGAACUCAAGGCCAGAAUACAGGAAACUUCAUUACAGAUCGCCCUUCGACAAAAGUUAGAUCAGUUCCUGGUGGAGAUUCAUCUCUUGGGUACUUGUUUGGAGAUAAGUGAUGCUACAACCUCCUGAAUUCUCAACCCUGAAGAAGGGAUGAUUACUGUACUGUGGGUUUGGAUAACACGUGAAAUAAGGGAUUUAAUUCCCAAGUGUUGGAUUUGCAAGCUUUCUACUAGCAUAUAAAAAAGAACUUGUGUUUGUGUAAUUUUCAUUUAGAUGCCUAUAAAGAUUUAGAAUCUCAAAAUAAAAUUAAAGCUUUUUAUUUGAGAUUACUAUCUGUACGUCUUACCGUGUAAAGAAAGCAGUUCCUCCUAUCAGUGUGUGAAUUUUCUAGUCGAUUCCUUUCAA
Molecule: messenger RNA, 670 nt
Organism: Vitis riparia (riverbank grape)
Lineage: Eukaryota; Viridiplantae; Streptophyta; Magnoliopsida; Vitales; Vitaceae
Product: protein SPIRAL1-like 5
Exons: 2
Coding region: 76-378 (100 amino acids)
Biological process (GO): cortical microtubule organization
Cellular component (GO): cortical microtubule, transverse to long axis
Source: RefSeq, a predicted model, not a curated record